AUGGCCUCAGGUGUCACCUCUGCACUGUGUGUACUGGGAGCCCUGCUGUGCAGCAGCUGCCUACAGAUCAGAGCAGCUUCUUUUUAUGGUGAAAGUUAUGUUGAACUGAAGACGGUGGAAUCGUUCUCAAAGUUAUCCUUUCAGUUACGGUUCCAAACCAGCAAGGCAGAUGGGUUACUUUUCUUGGCAGCUGGGAAAGAUGAUUAUUACUUGGUCGAGUUACAUGCAGGUCGUGUACAGAUUAAAAUUAAUUUUGGAAAGGGUGAACUAGCCCUUUCUCUUGACCAAGGCCCUCGUUUAGAUGACUUGGAGUGGCACUUAUUGAAACUUAGCCACGAAGACGCGAAUGUUAUCCUUACAGUCGAUAAACAUGUAAAAUCUGAUAUUGCUAGCGGAUCCAAUACAUUCAACACACAGCAUGGGCUCUAUGUUGGUGGACUUGGCAGCCUUAAAGUCCCUUAUGCAAAACAUAUGCAUUCUUACUUCAGGGGAUGUAUGGAUGAUGUUAUAUUCAAUGAAUAUGAUCUACUUUCUAACCUUAGACCAUAUGCUGGUCUGAAAAAUGUUCAUGAGGUAUCUCUAGGGUGCAGUGAUGAGUUCUUUAUAAGUGAAGAGGAUCCUAUCAGUUUAUUCAGCUCCAAGUCAUUUUUGGCUUUCCCACGCUGGAAUAAUGAGGAUGAUGCCGACUGGGAGUGUUUUCUCCAGCCCUCAGUUGGAAGAGGUUUGUUAAUGUAUCAUUCUGGAAAAGGUGAAGAUUUUGUUUCUUUAGAAAUAAUAGACUGGAUUGUAAGAGCCAGCAUUGGAAAGGGGAAAAAUAUAGCACGUCUUGAUUUCCCAAGUUCAAUCACUGAAAAUAAAUGGCAUUACAUCAAACUUAAAAUCACAUCAAGACAUUUUCAUCUCACAAUAGGGGAGAAGACUGAGAAAGCUUUGCUCCCAUCACGUGUUAAAACUCAUGGUCCUAUGUAUGUGGGUGGUAUCAGUGAUGCUUCACGUGAUCAGGUAAAACAUUUAGAACUGACAUCACUCUCUGGAAAGCAUUCAAAGGGAGGAUCAUUUAAAGGCUGUAUUAAAAACAUAAAGGUGAAUUCAGUUAAGCUUGGACUGAGAAAUGUUUUAUCCACUAAAGAUAUAUCACCUGGUUGCAAAACCGAAGCAGCACUGAGCCCUGUUCCAGCAGUGGAAGUAAAAACUGUUAUUUUAACAACAUUAGCUCCUACUACUUCUCUUAUCGCUACAGUGGUAACAAAGAAAAAAGAAAAUGAUAUCUUUAUCACCCUAACUAAUUUGGUGGUUCAGGAAGGUAAUAAAGGUACCCUGCAGUCUAAACACAUAAAAUUGAAUUUAAGUUUUAGGGAGCUUGGUAUUCGGCAGUCUCAAAUUUUAUUUAAUGUAGUUGAUUACCCACUGCAUGGCCAGUUGAAGUUUGAUGUUUCUUCACAACAAGAAAAGGGUAUGUUUACCAUGUUAGAUCUAUGGCAUGGAAGAAUUACUUAUGCUCAUGAUGGCUCUGAAGGAUCAAGUGAUCAGUUUAGCUUUUCUGUUACCACGAAUAGCAAGAAUGAGAUGCUGCCCUUUCUUCGUGGAGAAAAGUUGUAUGUCCUUAAUAUAACUGUGACACCCUCUAAUGAUGCACCGGAGCUUACUUUGCCAGAAGGAAAUUUGUUUACUCUAUUGGAAAACUCCAAGAAAAGGCUCACUGGAAAUCUGCUAAAAAUUUACGAUGUGGAUUCGGAGCCGCAGAACCUACACCUGGUAGUCCUUGGUAACUUGAAUGUAGAUGCUGGAUUUUUAGAAAACAUUAAAGAUCCAGAAAAAGCCAUAACCACAUUUUCUUAUUCUGAUUUGCUUGAAGGCAACAUAUAUUAUGUCCACCGUGGAGUCAAGAAUGCCAGACUUGUAUUAAGGGUUAGUGAUGGUGAUAAAGUGAGUAAUACAGUGGUGCUGAGAAUUUUGGCCAUACCACUAGAAUUUAAAUUGGCAAAUAAAACAGACAUCGAAGUGAUUCAAGGUGGAAGUGUGCUACUUCAGCCAAGCAACUUGGCAGUGGAAACCAAUGCAUUGAACCAGGACAUAGAAAUUAAGUAUGAUGUUACUGAAAUGCCAAAGUUUGGUCACAUCCAGAGACGAAGUUCUGCAAAUGAAUGGAAGCCAGCAGCCUCAUUUACUCAGCGUUCUCUGGAAAGAGAGAGAAUACGAUACCAUAAUACUUACAAGGAGAUCCAAGAAGCUGAUGUGAAAGAACAUUUUAAAUUUAAAAUCACCAUAUCCAAUAAGUCUAGUGAAGAACUAAUAUUUCCAAUUAAAGUAAAGUGGCUUAAAUAUACAUUGCUUAAAAACUUUCCUUUGACUAUUGAGAACAAAGAGAAGGCUAUUUUUGGUGCUGACAACCUACAUGCCAUAGUGGAGGGAAUUGGUGUAAAUGAUAAAGAUUUGUUUUUUAAGUUAGAAUCGGUGCCAACUAAAGGAAAUAUUCUAAGUAAAAAUAAAAUUUUAAGCAAAAAUAGUGUGUUCAAUCAGAUGGAUAUUAUAGAGGGAAAUGUUGAAUACAAGUUACAUGACCGACAUCAUGAAGAUGCUCAAGAUUUCUUCAAGUUCCUAAUGUUCACAAAAUAUGCACAAUCUCAGCCAAAUGACUUUACAAUAUUUAUUAAGGCCGACUUGAAUAGCAUCAUUCUGACAAACAAAGGAUUGUCAUUAGGAGAAGGCGAGACAAAACUUAUAACCAAAGAUGAGCUGUUUGUGCAAACUUUAAAUAAUAAAACAUUUUCCUUCAAGGUUUUGAAGAGUCCACUCAACGGUAAACUUAAAUUGAUUAAUUUUUCCACUUCUGUAACCAGCAAUGAUAACAUUACGGUCUUUUCCACACAAGAUAUCUUGGGUAAACGCCUCAUGUAUGUCCAUGACAACUCAGAAACGGUGUCGGAUGCCUUUGUCAUUCUUGCAUCCUCUGUGGCCUCUGAAUUGCAAACCCGUGAUCUGGAUGCCAAUCCAGUUCCCACUGAAUUUACUUUUAACAUAUCCAUAGAGUUGAAAAAUGAUGAGAAGCCCAUCCGUGUGGUUGAUCAGCUUUUUCAUGUAGUCAGAAAUGGUCAGAGGUUGCUAACACUGGAAGACUUGUGCUACCAUGAUCCUGAUACAGAUUUUGAUGAUGGGCAGUUACUAUAUACCAGACGUGGUAUUCCAAAUGGAGAUCUUGUUUCAUAUGAUGAUACGUCUAAAAAGCUUUACCACUUCACCCAGGAUGACUUGGAAAAUAAACGCGUCCUUUUUAUUCACCAUGGCGGGGCUUAUGGCCGUUUUGUCUUGUUCGUAACUGAUGGAAAACAUUACACAUCCUCACUACUGGAAGUUACUGCAUCUGAGCCCUUCAUUAAAGUAAUAAACAAUACUGGUUUGUUGGUCCAGAAAGGGAAGGAUAAAAUAAUAACAGCAGCCAACUUUAGCAUUGAAACAAACAUGUUUGUAAAAAGUGAGAGUGACAUUCUUUAUGACAUAAGCCUGCCACCAAAACAUGGAAAAAUUAUUACAAAAAAACAGGUUUUAAGAUCUUUCACACAUGAAGACUUAAAAAAUGGACAUGUGGCUUAUAGGCAUGACGACAGCAUUCAUCUGUCUGACGCAUUUAAUGUCACUGUGAAAAUUGAUUCCGUGUCCGUUGAAGUUGUGAUUAAAGUCCGUGGUUAUUUGGAAAGUCACCAGAGACCUCCGACCGUACAAAACCUGAAGGCCCUUGUGGUUGAAGAAGGAAAGCCGGUUAAAAUUGACAAAGACAAGUUGCAAGUUUUUCAUGAGGAUAACACACCGGGUGAAAUGAUUUUUACAGUGAUUACACUUCCAAAAUAUGGAUAUAUACGUAGAGUUGAGUCCUUGGUAUUCCGAUUUCCUGAUGAUCCAAAGUCUGUGAUGGUGUUUACACAGGAAGAUAUUAACAAUGAAGACAUUCAGUAUGUGCAGACCGAGGCUGGCCAGUUACUGGACAACUUUGAAUUAGACUUGACCAAUGGUGUAAGAGAGAUAAUGGGUAUAACCGUCUCUGUGGAUAUAAUCCCAAUCCAUAUCCCACUGGAGGUUCAAAAUAUUACAGUCAAGGAAGGAGCAUCCAAAGCCUUAACACAGGAAUACCUGCAUAUACCUAGCAAACAUUUUCAGAACUUGAAUUCUGAGUUUGUUCUACUUGACCCUCCAGCUCAUGGCUUCAUUGAAAACACUAGAUUUCCUGGAAUAAAGCUAUCAAGUUUUACCAAAAAACAGGUGGAGCAGGAACUAAUCUAUUAUGUCCAUGAUGAUAGUGAAAUCUUGCAGGAUAAUUUUACAAUAAUUCUGAAUAAUACAGAGCUUUCCAAGCAAAGUCUCCCACAGGCCAUUUUUGUGUCUGUUAUUCCCAUUAAUGAUGAACACCCAGUGAUAACAGCCAACAACAUAUUUCGAGUCUGGGUUGGCUCAGUGACUGAAGUGACAUCUAAUGAUCUGUUGGCUGAAGAUAAGGACACGCCCCCAGCUGACCUGGUGUUCUUUAUCACACCGCCUAGCAAUGGUUACCUGGCACUCAAAUCCUAUCCAAAUCGGAGCAUUCUCAAUUUCACCCAGCAGCACAUAAAUGAUGGGCAUCUGGUGUUUGUACACAAUGGACCAAUGUCUGGGGGUUUCAACUUCCAGGUUACAGAUAGUUUGAAUUUUGCACCAAGACAAAUUUUCAGCAUCACUGCAAGAACCCUGGUUAUAAAUCUUGAAGUAAAUAAAGGUCUUGGUGUAUUUCCAGGAACACGGAGGGUCAUAUCUUCUGAGGUAUUAAAAGCUUUUACCAAUGAUCAGAGUGACAAGAAUAACAGGACAAUAACCUUCCAGGUGUCCAGCCCUCCAAAACAUGGGCGAAUCUUAAAAUUGGAACUGGAAAAUGCAACAGGAGAAGUGACGAGCUUUACCCAGUUGAUGGUUGAUGAGGGGAUGAUCUUGUAUGAACAUAAAGAUACAGAAGCUGUAGUGUGGAGUACACAGGAUUCCUUCUCUUUCACGGUGGUCUCACCUCCUGCCAUGCUAGAAAACCAGAAGUUCCUCAUCGCUAUAUCUUAUGAGAUUGAUGAUCCGAACAGGCCAACCCGCCUCAUUGCAAAUAAUGGUGCUUCUGUUUUGGAAGGACAAAAAAUUCAAAUAGACAAGUCAAAGCUGGAUGCCUCCAAUCUGCUAGUCAGGCUGCCAGAAUCUCAACGAGCCGCAUACGAAGUUUGGUUCCAGGUGACCACGUUACCCAAACAUGGUGUGAUCAUAGUUGGAGACAGGAAUAUCACUAAAGAAAAGCCCAACUUUUCCCAGUACAUUGUCAAUAAAUUUGGGAUUACCUAUGCACACAAUGGAGCAGAGUCACCUACAGAUAACUUCACUUUUGCCACAUGGCUCAAUUUAAAAAGUAAAUCUGCUGUUAAGCCAGACUUUGAUGUUAUAGAGGAGAUAUUUAAUAUCGCUGUAAUACCUGUUAAUGACCAACCACCCGAGCUUAAAACAAAACGGCCCAUUCUUAGAGUUCUGCAAGGGAAAAUGGUGGCCUUAGGCCCAGAAAACCUGAAUGUUGAAGAUCUGGAUAAUCCUCCAGAAGAUAUAACAUACACAGUAAUAAGUGCACCAAAUAAUGGCUUCUUGGCCAAAUUGGACAACCUAAAUGAAACCAUUCAGCAUUUUACACAAGCAGAUAUUAAUAAUGGAGACCUCUGGUUUGUACAAGAUGGAAGCCCAAGCUCAGGAGUGUUCUACUUCAGUGUGACAGAUGGCAAACAUAAACCAUUAUAUAAACUUUUCAAUCUAGAUGUUACACCAGUUUCCAUAACUUUGGUUAACAAAACAAAUCUAGUCCUUGUCCAAGGACAGACCUUUGCAACAGUUACAAAUACAAAUCUAGCAGCUACUACAGAUGGAAAGAGCACAGUGAUUAAUUUUGAGAUGUCAGAGCCACCCAGAUUUGGCAGUAUUUUAAUUAACAACACACCUGUGACAAACUUUGAUCAGUUAGAAAUAGAUUCUGGCAAAGUAACAUACCUCAUGAGCAACUUUACUGUAUCUCAAGACAGUUUAGAAUUGAUCAUCUUUACUUCAGAAAGCAAUCUCACAGGACAGGUGCUAAACAUCACUGUGGAGCCUCUAGUAGAUAUUGCUGUUGGACUAAAAAUACCAACAGGUGUAAAGUAUAUUUUAAAAACUGGGGACCUGAAUGCAACAGAACUAGCGACUUUGACCAGCAGUGACCCAGAAUACUCCGUAGUAAAUGCACCGACAUAUGGUAGACUAGUAAGAAGAAAGAUGUCUAAAAAAGACACAUAUGAAGACAUUGAAAAGUUCACACAUAGUGACAUUGAAGCUGGACAUAUAUCGUUGCAUGUUGAUGCCAAUGUGACAGAUCAGGAUAUGAUCAACGAUUCAUUUGCCUUCAUGCUAAAAGCUAAGAACGUGCCACCCGCUCUGGGAUACUUCACUUAUUCUGUGGUCCCGUAUGAUCCAGCACUUAUAGACUCUUCAACAACUGUAGCAUCUAUUUCAGUCACCACAUCUGCUCUAUUGUACACUGGCCUUAGCCAUGAGAAAAGGACAACCAGUCACUGGUUGAACAUAAAUGUAACAGAAGCUCCCAUAAAGAGGUUUGGCAAUCGCAAUCGAUGGGGAAAUCAAAGACAUGAUGAGCCAACUCCCUCUCUGGAUGUAACAACCACAAGGUCUUCUGUUCAAGACACCACAAUUAAACAAACUACAGAUAGUCCUGAAGCAGAACCUAGCCAAACCAACCCUCUUUCAAUCAUAAUUCCUCUGGUAGUUCUCAUUGUCCUGUUGCUGGCCAUUAUUUUUAUUGUUUGGUUUCUUCUUAGGAAACGAAGGGCAAAAAAGGCUCAACCUCAUGUCAGAAGCCACUCCUACAGCAUGGUACCUCAGGUUCCUUCUCCAUACACUGAAAGAAGUACCACUGUGCCAUGCGUGACUGUAACUCCCCUACAAAAACCCGAUGAUUAUUGCUCUGCAAGCCCCCUUUUGCCACCCAGGCAUGACCAUUUACUUACAAAUUCUGCUCCACCGUUUGGUGGUGACACUCAUCAGAAGACCUGGUUGCAGAUGGACCCAGAAAUGAUACAACAUUGCAGAAAAACGAAUCCCACCCUUAAAAUUAAUCAAUACUGGGUGUGACAAGGCAAUACUCACAAACUUUUAUACUAAUAUAUUUUAUAAAUAUGUAUAUUUUUGGUAUUUACCAAAAUAGCCAAUUUAUUCACAAGGUGCACAAGUUAAUGUAAAGGUAAAGGCAAUCAGUCCAGUCUAGGAGCCAGUAGAUUCUUGUAGACCACAUGACAUCAUGUGUUUCCCCUGACUACUAGAGGAAAAGCUC
Nanorana parkeri is the source of this 7363-nucleotide messenger RNA. Its product is annotated as chondroitin sulfate proteoglycan 4-like. The coding region runs from base 1 to 7164 and encodes 2387 amino acids. Lineage: Eukaryota; Metazoa; Chordata; Amphibia; Anura; Dicroglossidae. The transcript has 10 exons. The record is from RefSeq and is a predicted model, not a curated record.